AUGAUAGAAAAAAGCAUAAAUUAUCCUGAAAAAAAAUUUGAAAUCCAAAAUUAUAUUUAUGAUUCAACAACAUGGAAUAAUUUUAAAUUUCGUGAUGAUGAUAUAAUAAUAGUUACAUAUCCAAAAUCUGGUACAACAUGGACACAACAAAUAGUUAGUCAAUUAAUAUUUAAUGGAAAAGAAAAUUUAAAUAUAUAUAAUAUGUCAUUAUGUCUUGAUUUACGUCCACAAAUAGAAUUAUAUGGUACGAAAGAUAAUUUAUAUAAAACAUUAGAAAAACAAACACAUCGUCGAUUUCUUAAAUCACAUUUACCUAUUGAUGCAUUAGUUUUUUCAUCAAAACCAAAAUAUAUAUGUGUUAUUCGCGAUGGACGUGAUGUUGCAUGUAGUUUUUAUAGUCAUCUUAGUCAUAUUAUAUAUGAUGGAGUAGAAAGACCAAAAUCAAUUCAUGAAGUUUUUCAAAAAUACAUAUUAGAACAAGUAACGCUCGUCGAGGCAGACUCGCUUGACCCUCGACUGAACAGUCAUAUUGAAUUACGCUCUCUGUUAACGAGAUCAUUAAAAAUAAUUUGA
Messenger RNA from Adineta ricciae, 573 nucleotides. The record is from the annotation of a GenBank genome assembly. NCBI's taxonomy places the organism in Eukaryota, Metazoa, Rotifera, Eurotatoria, Adinetida, Adinetidae.